AUGGGGCGGAAAGUCGCCAACUCUCGGAAGCCUACACAACGUCUCCGUGACAUCCUCGAGGGACGCACCGUCUCGUCCAAUUGUCCUGGGGCACCAAAGGUUACACCCAGGGUGCAGCUCCCUUUGGAGAUCCUCUACGCUCUUUAUAGUGAGGCUGGUUUUGAGGGGGAGAACGAGGACGGGUGGGUGAUGGUGGCGGACUUCAUUGAUGAGUAUGCGAUGGCGGCAGAAAUCAGUGAGAAAGAGGCUUUAGAGCCCCAUUCUCUCGCCGAGGCAAGGACUCGACCUGAUUGGCCGUUGUGGGAGAAGGCGAUCCUGGAAGAACUUGCUGUUUUGAAAGCUGCAGGUACAUGGGAACUUGUCGAUGCACCUCCUGGAGCCAAUAUUGUUGGUUCAAAGUGGGUUUUUUGGGCAAAGAAGGAUGCCACUGGCAAUGUGGUGCGUUACAAGGCUCGUCUUGUCGUGCAAGGUUUCUCCCAAGUCCCGGGGAUCGAUUACUUCGACACGUUUGCACCGGUCGCACGCCUUGCUUCUAUUCAGGCCGUUCUCGCGAUGGCAGCUGUCCAUGACUACGAAAUCCAUCAAGUGGAUGUCAAAGGUGCUUACCUAAAUGGCAUUCUCACCGCCGACGAGGUUAUUUUUAUGUGCCAACCCCCUGGAUAUAGGAUUUCUGACAGCGCAGGAAAGGUGUGUCGUCUUCUCAAGACACUGUAUGGACUGAAGCAGUCGGGGAGGCGAUGGUAUCAGAGGUUGGUGGAGAUCAUGGUGCUGCUCGGUUUUGAGCAGUGCGCGGUCGACCAGGCAGUUUUCUUUAAGCGCCACGGCAAGGCACUUGUGAUCGUGCUUGUGCAUGUCGACGACUGCACAAUUGUGGCCACUGCACUGCCACUGAUCGAAGCCUUUAAGGCUGAGGUCGCCAAGCAUGUUGAAAUCACCAAUUUGGGCAAACUCCACUGGAUCCUUGGCAUCGAGGUUCGGCGCAAUCGUGAACGCCAUAUUAUCUUCCUUUCCCAACACUCGUACAUCGACUUGAUCAUUCGCUGGUACAACCUUCAAGACCUCAAGCCUCUUUCCAUUCCCAUGGACCCCAAUGUUCGCCUUUCGAGUGCUCAGUCUCCCUCUACCACUGUCGAGAUCGCGAAGAUGGCAAAUAUCCUGUACCACAAGGCCGUCGGUUCUCUCAUGUACACCUCGCUCGGUACACGCCCGGACAUCACCUUUGCUGUCCAAACCGUCUCACGAUACACCUCAAAGCCUGGUCCCGAGCACUGGGAGGCCGUCAAGCGGAUUUUUUGCUACCUGAGUGGUACGAAGGAGUUGUGGUUGAGUUUUGGUGGGGACACAAAGGGGCUGGUUGGAUUUGCGGAUGCGGAUGGGAGUAUGGCAGAGGAUCAUCACGUGAUCUCAGGGUAUGCUUUUUUGCUUCACGGCGGUGCUGUUUCGUGGAGUGCUAAGCGCCAGGAGAUCAUCUCACUGUCCACCACAGAAUCUGAGUACGUCGCAGCAACACAGGCCACGAAGGAGGCUCUCUGGCUCCACUCCUUGGUCUCGGAGCUUUUCGCCAUCGACCUCGACAUGACCACUUUAUUUUUGGACAACCAAUCGACCAUCGCACUCACAAAAGACCAUCAGUAUCACGCCCGCACUAAACACAUUGACAUUCGGUUUCAUUUCAUUCGCUGGAUCAUCGAAAAGGGGUCCAUUUGA
This is a messenger RNA of Cyclocybe aegerita, 1707 nucleotides long. NCBI's taxonomy places the organism in Eukaryota, Fungi, Basidiomycota, Agaricomycetes, Agaricales, Hemipholiotaceae. The record is from the annotation of a GenBank genome assembly.